GCGUGGGGGGAAAGGGGGCGUGGUUUGGAGGCAGAACUCGGGAGCGAGCGCGGCGGUUCUCUUUGGGCCGGCAGAGGAAGCGAGGAGGGCCGCCGAGUCCUGAUGGUGUUGACUGGAAGAGGAAGAGGAAGAAGAAGAAUUAAGUCCACAGACGCUCCGUGACGUCAUCUAAGAUGCACAGCACGCAGAAGGACACCACCUACACCAAGAUCUUCGUGGGAGGUCUGCCUUACCACACCACGGACUCCAGCCUCCGGAAGUACUUCGAGGUGUUCGGGGAGAUCGAGGAGGCGGUGGUCAUCACCGACCGCCAGACCGGCAAGUCCCGUGGAUACGGAUUUGUGACCAUGGCGGAGCGCUCGUGUGCUGAGCGUGCCUGCAAGGACCCUAACCCUAUCAUCGACGGCCGCAAGGCAAACGUCAACUUGGCCUACCUGGGAGCCAAGCCCCGCGUCAUGCAGCCAGGUUUCACUUUCGGAGUCCCGCAGAUUCACCCUGCGUUCAUCCAAAGGCCUUAUGGCAUCCCGGCCCACUACGUGUACCCCCAGGCCUUCAUGCAGCCCAGCGUGGUCAUCCCCCACAUGCAGCCCACCACCGCCCCGCCCGCCGCCUCCUCGCCUUACAUCGACUACACGGGAGCGGCCUACGCGCAGUACUCUGCCGCCGCCGUCAGCGCCGCGGCGGCGGCGGCGUACGAGCAGUAUCCAUACGCGGCCUCCCCCGCCGCCGCCGGCUACGUGGCCACCGCCGGCUACGGCUACGCGCUCCAGCAGCCCCUGGCCGCCGCCGCCGCCCCGGGCGCAGCCGCCGCCUUCGGCCAGUUCCAGCCGCAGCAACUUCAAGCCGACCGCAUGCAAUAGCGGGAUGCUGAUUGGUCGGCUGAGAAGCAGGAAGUAGACGACGACGUAGCGACCAAAAAACGAGCAAAAAGUGCUUUUGUGAUCAUUGAUAAUCAGGGAAAUGUUUGACGUCUGUCAGGAGCCUUCCAUCGAUGCUGACUCCGCCCCUUGACCCCCCGCCCCAGCCUCCUUUGUCCUCCUGACCGACGCAAAGCAAGCAAAUAAACAAAAGAAGAACACAAAGAGGAAGCUGUGUUGUUGUGCUGGGAGGAGGGGCAGGGGGCGGGGCUAGUCGGGCCCCCCCGCCCCCCUCCAAUGCCACACAGACGGAUCACUCUGGAAGGUCGUUUGUUGACUUGUCACAUUUUAAUCCCAAGUUUACAGUCCGACAUGGAGGCCCACACCCCUACACCCCCUUUGCCCCCCUUGCCCCCCUUGCCCCCCUUGACCCCCCGCCCCCGGCCCGUGUCAGCACUUCCGCCUCUUUGCGAAUCUGCCCGGCAACCGCCUGCCUCAGUGCUCGACUCUCCGCUUCCACUACUCUUUACAAAAGUAUUUAUUUUCUUGGAGGUAGUACUGCAUCAACAAUAGUACUGUGUACUCAUCUCAAGGCAUAUAUAUUUAUAUAUAUUUACACUUUAUAACUUAUUCAUUAGCUUUAGCCAUCGCUCUUAUGAUUUAUUAACAUACUCAACCAAAAAAAGUAGCUGUUUACUUUUGAUUUACAACUCUUCAGCUGGUGUUUUUUCCAACUAUAUGUCAGCCAUAUUUCAACCAUGCCAAUUGUACUUCCAUGUGGAAGGAAAACAGGCUAAUAUCCAUUUUGACAAAAGAAAACGUUUUUUCCAACUAUAUUUCAACCAUAUCUCAACUAUAUUUCAACCAUUUUUCAACCAUGCUGAUUGUACUUCCAUCUGGAAGGAAAACAGGCUAGUAUCCAUUUUGACAAAAGAAAAUGUUUUUCCCAACUCUA
Molecule: messenger RNA, 1812 nt
Organism: Nerophis lumbriciformis (worm pipefish)
Lineage: Eukaryota; Metazoa; Chordata; Actinopteri; Syngnathiformes; Syngnathidae
Gene: rbm24a
Product: RNA binding motif protein 24a
Biological process (GO): mRNA stabilization; regulation of alternative mRNA splicing, via spliceosome; positive regulation of myotube differentiation
Cellular component (GO): cytosol; nucleus
Molecular function (GO): mRNA 3'-UTR binding
Source: RefSeq, a predicted model, not a curated record